Closterium sp. Naga37s-1 is the source of this 291-nucleotide messenger RNA. Lineage: Eukaryota; Viridiplantae; Streptophyta; Zygnematophyceae; Desmidiales; Closteriaceae. The record is from the annotation of a GenBank genome assembly.
AUGGUAUCAGCAGUAGCACGCAUAGCCGCGUGCGCAGCCAGCAACACGUACAGCCGCGAGCAGGCAGUGCGCACAGCAACAGCAGCUGCGACCGUGCGCACCAACGCACGCGCACGAGCAGCAGCCGCCGCCACGCGCGCAACACCUGCCGCCGCGAGCACAGCAGCACCCGUCGCCGCGAGCGCAGCAGCCGCCGCCGCUAGCCCUGCAGCCGCCACAGCACGCCACUGCAUCCCCUACCCGCGUCCCGCCCCGUCACGUGCUGCGCCCUGCCCUGCUGCCUGCGCGUAG